Rotaria sordida is the source of this 622-nucleotide messenger RNA. The record is from the annotation of a GenBank genome assembly. Lineage: Eukaryota; Metazoa; Rotifera; Eurotatoria; Philodinida; Philodinidae.
AUGAAAAUCUUGUUUUGUUUAUUAUUAUUUAUUCUUUAUAAUGGUUUGGGAAAUUGUGCUCCACCAUAUUUUCCGCCUCAAAUUGUAUUUUCUUUUGGUAUUGAUCAACAAAUAAUGGCAAUCGAUGAAAUAAAUCAACGAGCUUAUGUAGCAUACCGUUUGAAUCCUCCAUUGAGAGCAACCGCCUUUGUGAUGAAAAAUUUUCCAUAUGCAAUUCCUGAUUCUCCCGAAUCAAAAUCUUAUGUACAAUUAUAUGAACUAUUUCCAAUGAAUUCAUGUAUGUAUAUGACAUAUUGGAAAUAUGGUGGAAGUGAAUUGAAUUGGUUUCCAUCACAUUGGAAUAAUGGAACUUCAUUUGAAAUAAAAAAUUAUAUGAAUUUUACAUCUGAAAUGAUACAUUCAAAUGAUUCUUCUUUAGAUGAAGAUUAUUGGUAUUCAAAUGUAAGAUGUCAAACUGAUAGUGGACAAACUUAUCCAUGUCAAGAAAUUUAUUUUAAAAAAAAUACUGAUAUUCCUCUUCGAUUACUUGAAGUUCGUCGUACAGACUGGAGAGUUAUUCAAGUAACAAUAGAUUUUACAGUUAUAUCAAUCGGAAAACCAGAUGACAAAUACUUUAAUUCAA